AUGUCUUCUCUACUCGAUCUGGCCAAUCUUGAGCUGGCGUCUACGCCCAACACUCUUCCCCCGUCCGACUGCGCAAGCUCCGCUCAGCCGUCGUCCUCGCCGUCAUCGCCCUCAUCACCGCCGUCUGUGAUCCCGACUUGGCAGAGCUCAUUUGCGAUCGAGCAGAUCCCCACCGAGAUCUUGGUACAGGUCUUUACCGAUAGAGUCAUGAUCAUCGUCACCCAGUUGGGCAGGAUAGGUUCCUUGGUUCGUCGCCUUCGCCUUCGUCUUCGAAGCUGGUCUGAAAACCUACGCUCAGAUUGCGAUCUCUCCUAUCCUUCCUCUCCUGGCAACCAGCUCCAAAUCAGUCCACCCGUACCAGGUCUGCCUACCCCUCUCCGACCCACCACCUCCCACAACCCACAAGACGCAUUCCUCUCCUCUUUGCCCCUCCCGCACCCCGCCUCGACCCUGACCACCCUUCUCGGCGUCGCCCCUUCAACCCGAGCAACGUCACUGUACGAACUCUAUGCGCAACAGUUGGGCGCCAUCGUGUUCGAUUCUUCAGGGGAAGAGGCGAAACCCGUCGUGUUGGGUAUUGCGUUGACAGAGUUCCCUGCGCGGCAUGGCGAUGACGAGGAGCAUGUGGGGGACCGCGAGAGGAAAGUCUUUAGAGAGGUGCUCAAGAGGAUUGUAGAGCAGGGCAUGAUUUGGCGGAGUGUGUAG
Messenger RNA from Microbotryum saponariae, 705 nucleotides. NCBI's taxonomy places the organism in Eukaryota, Fungi, Basidiomycota, Microbotryomycetes, Microbotryales, Microbotryaceae. The record is from the annotation of a GenBank genome assembly.